This is a messenger RNA of Cavenderia fasciculata, 2382 nucleotides long. RefSeq lists its product as uncharacterized. The transcript has 10 exons. Gene Ontology annotation, molecular function: protein binding; acetylesterase activity; monoacylglycerol lipase activity. Gene Ontology annotation, biological process: medium-chain fatty acid biosynthetic process; medium-chain fatty acid catabolic process. The coding region runs from base 1 to 2382 and encodes 793 amino acids. The record is from RefSeq and is a predicted model, not a curated record. Lineage: Eukaryota; Evosea; Eumycetozoa; Acytosteliales; Cavenderiaceae.
AUGUCAGAAGUUAAAUUAUAUUUCGAUGCAGAUAAUUUAAAUAAUAUUAGUACAUUGAAACAAUGUCCAGCACUUUAUCAACCACUCAAUAAACCAGCCAACCAUCAAGGAGAGGCUGAUGAUACCCCAACUGUCCAGAAUGGGGCCACAUACGAUCCACCCUAUUCUUUGCAUUUUACCCAUGCCAUGAAUUAUUAUGCAACUUUUAAAGUGAAACGUUUGAAUAUUGAAAGAACAAGAGAGGAUUUAGUAAAUCCAGAGGAUGGAGGAUCUGUUUCAUUGGAUUGGUUUGAGUUUGGAGAAUUCAAAGAGGACACUCCAAUCGUUGUAUAUAUACAUUCAUUGACUGGGGGUAGUCACGAACCUUGGCUACGUAGCUUUGCCAAGCAUGCCUAUGACACCAAGGGAUGGCGUUCAGUCGCAUUCAACAACAGAGGGUGUUGUGGAAACAAAAUUACAGCAGACAUUGGAUAUUGUGGCACUAAAAUUGACGAUUUCCAAAUGUGCAUCAAACACAUUCAACAAAAGUAUCCUAAUGCCAAGCUCAUGCUAGUAGGCUUUAGUUUGGGAUCUGUUAUUCUAGUCAACUAUCUCAAAGCCACGGGAGAGUCAUCACCAUUUAUCGCAUCGGUCAGUAUCAGCAACCCCAUCAAUAUGACUGAGAGUUGCAAGACCAUAGAAUCAACCUACUUGAACCGAAAGAUGAUCUGCGGUCCACUCGCAGACAACAUCAAGAGAUUGUUCCUCAAGUUUGGCGAUCGUUUGAACCAAUAUACAACCAAAGAAGAUAUCAUCAAGGCACAAACCGUCACAGAUCUCGAUUGGUGUGUCACACACAAGAUGUUCAACUACGACUCACCACAACAUUACUAUGAGGCUGCUAGUCCAUCCAACCACAUCCAAGACAUAAAGAAACCAAUCUUAUUUAUCAAUGCAUCCGACGACAGUAUUGCACCGGUCCAUGCAAUUCCAUUUGCCAAGUUUAAGAGUAACCCCAACACCAUGUUGGCACUCACAAAGCGUGGUGGUCAUCUUGGCUUCAUUGAUCACAAAGAUUGGAAUCCAUACUCCCAAAAGAUUGGUGUUGAAUAUUUAGCUGCUCAACUCAAUAAUAACAUAGCUCAUAGAAAAUGGAUCAAUGGAAAAAGAUUGGUGGAAUCACAAGUUGGAGAUUGUUAUUGGUAUGUUGACACUGUGACUAUUUGGAUGUUGGGAGGUCUAAAUCUUUCAGGAAUAAAAACAUCAGUAUAUACUUCUGAAGCUGUAGUUUGCAUUGUCAAGGUUGGAGGUGAAUCAACACAGAGUGUAACCAGUUUACCAAUUCUUACAAAAUGGAUUUGGUUGUAUAUGAAUAGACAUAUGAUACAAAGGGAGAACCCAUGUUUUCUAUUAUCUUACGACAUCUCUUUUAAUCAUAACACGUAUAAUGCCAAGACAAUAACAGAAAUUGCAUCACAAAGCGAUUUCAAACGAUGGUCAGCAAAACAAGUCUUUGAAUGGGCUACAAAAGAAGUUCAAGUAAGAGAAGAAUAUGCCCAGAUGCUUCUUGAUAAUGAUGUAGAUGGAGAGAGUAUAGCAGUGUUUACAGAGGCUGAUUUUGGUAAAUGUGGCAUAGUCGUCGCACCUGCAAAGAAGCUCUAUCUGGCUGCUCAACAACUUUUAAUUAAACAACAGCAGCAACAACAAUCGCAUCAACACAGCAGCAGUAGAGUUGGCACAAUGGCUGACAUAUUCUCUCGUGCUUAUACAAUCAUUGACCUCUCUGGUUAUCCUAACAAGGAAAUGUGCAAGGAUAGCGUCGAUGAAAAGCAAGCCAGUAGAAUUGUUUAUGAAUAUGGGGACUCCAAGGACAUCGAUAAAGUGAACCAAUACCUCCAGAAACAGUUCCAAGAAGCUCAACCACCUACAAAUCAAGUUUGUUCUCAUAUUACAGGCCCUUCACUUGCCUCAUUGUUGUUGGUCAAUCCAUCUCCAACCAUUCCUAAAUAUCAACCAAUCACAUUAAUAUCACUGGACACUCAAAACCUCUACCUUUUAUAUUGUACAAAUAGUAUAGUUGUCUUCUAUCUCUUUCUAUCAAUCUAUCUAAUUCGCACAUCUAAUGAAGUGGAUAACGAAUUGACCACAUUUUGGCAGCAAUUGGCAACAAAGGAUAUCAUUGAAGAUAUGAUCAAAUUAGAAAACAACACCAAAUUUCCAGUGUCCAGUGGAAAUAGUUUAUACGUUCGUAGAUGUUACUAUGAUCUUUUCGAAUCAUUAAUGAUUGGGACGGAUUUACGAAAAGUGAGAAAAGUCCAUACCGCUUCUUGGAGGAACUCCAGGGAUAGGAAAGUCGAUGUUUGCUUUCUUCCUCCUCCAUCAACUUGCCAAGAAAAGAGAUAG